AUGCUCGCUUCAGGCUCCUCGCCGUGGACCCGCCGCUCAGCCGUCCAGGCGCUCGUCGACCAGGCAUGCGACCCGACGCUCAUGUCGGCCAACGAUGUCGUCAACAUUGAGCUCGCCGAGGCCAUCAACAAGAAGAAGGCCAACUCUGCGCGCGAAGCAACACAGGCUCUCCUAGUGUACAUCAACUCCCGGAACCCGAAUCAGUCGCUCAUCGCACUGAAUGUCCUCGACCACCUUGUCAAAAGCUGCGGGUACCCGAUCCAUCUGCAGAUCAGCACCAAGGAGUUCCUCAACGAGCUCGUGCGCCGCUUCCCCGAGCGCCCGCCGAUGGUCGUUGGGCGCGUCAUGGCGAGAAUCCUUGAGCUUAUCCACGAAUGGAAGAACACGAUUUGCGUGGCGUCCAAGAACAAGGAUGACCUGGUGCACAUCCGCGACAUGCACCGGCUCCUCAGCUAUAAGGGGUACCGGUUCAAGCCAUUUGACGCGGCGCGCGCGAUGGCGACGCGCAACCCAAACGAGGAUCUCAAGAGCCCUGAGGAGCUUGAGGAUGAGGACCGCAACGCCAAGCAGGCAAAGCUGCAGGAGCUGAUCCGACGAGCGACACCGCGUGACCUCGCCGCGGCUCAGGAGCUCAUGAAGCAGCUUGCAGGCGCCGAGCCCGACAAGGCUGUCGACUACGAGAAGCAGACAGUCUCGGAGCUGGAAAAGGUCCAGAGCAAGGCCAUUCUGCUCAACGACAUGUUGGACAAUGCAAAGGAGGGCGAGAGGGUCGGUGUUGAGGGGGACGUGUACGACCAAGUGGCGGCAGCGUGCCGAGGCGCACGACCACGGAUCCAGAAGUGGAUCGAGAACGACACGGGCGAGCACGAGGGCCUCAUGGACCGCCUCCUCAUGUGCAAUGACCUAAUCAACAGUGCGCUCGACCGCUUCGAGGCCGCCAAGCGCGGCGAUUGGGGCGCCGCGCAGACCAUUGCGCAGCAGUCCAACCCAGCCAAGAAAGCCAACGACCUCAUCUCGUUUGACGCGUUCGGUGACGAUGAGGACACUGGCGGCGUGUCCCUUCCAUCAGGUGGGGACGCCGCGCCGUCGUCCAGCAACCCCGGCUUCACCGCUGGCGGUCUCCCCCUCGACCUGUUUGCCCCUUCUCCAUCGCACUCGCCGGCGCCGGCCGCUGGGCCCUCCCAGCCGAACCGGACAAAUCCCAUGGACUUCUUCAACGUGUCCUCGUCGUCUCCGCAGCCCCAGCAGCAGCAGCAGCAGCAGUUCGGCGGGAUGGGCAUGGGCGGCCUGGGCGGGUUCCAGCAGCCGCCUCCUCUGCAGCAGCAGCAGCAGUGGGGCCAACAGUCUGGCGGCACGGGUGGCUUCGGUGGCCCUCAGCAGCAGUGGACCCAGCCCCAGCAGCAGCAGCAACAAUGGGCCCAGCAGACGCAGCAGCAGUGGGGCCAGCCCCAGCAGCAGUUUGGCUCGCCGGCUCUCACACCUAACGCGACCGGCUACGCUGCGCCGUCGCCGCCAACGAACGGCACGUCGUCGCCGCGCCCGGCACAGCAGCAGCAACCGCCGAAGAAGAAUGACGCGUUCGCCGACCUCGUCGACCUAAUGGGCUAG
Cutaneotrichosporon cavernicola is the source of this 1608-nucleotide messenger RNA. RefSeq lists its product as uncharacterized. Gene Ontology annotation, molecular function: ubiquitin binding; phosphatidylinositol binding. Gene Ontology annotation, biological process: protein transport to vacuole involved in ubiquitin-dependent protein catabolic process via the multivesicular body sorting pathway; Golgi to endosome transport; Golgi to vacuole transport. The transcript has 4 exons. Lineage: Eukaryota; Fungi; Basidiomycota; Tremellomycetes; Trichosporonales; Trichosporonaceae. The coding region runs from base 1 to 1608 and encodes 535 amino acids. Gene Ontology annotation, cellular component: trans-Golgi network. The record is from RefSeq and is a predicted model, not a curated record.